CCGCCGCCGCCGACGUUAGGAUGGCAGCGCCUCACGGUGGCCCGCUCUAAAAAGCAACCCGGGAUCUGAGCACUUUUUCCGGUGGGGCUCCAAAACAAAACAAAAAAAGCUAGUGGAGACGGCGUCUCCGAGACGCUCUCUAACCGGGACUGGGAUUUAUAAAGACUUGUUUUUUGGGGGUUGGUUUUCGGGGAACGACCGAUGAACUCUAUGAGGGAUCCUUUAAAUCUCGACCACCACCCGCACCACUCGUUCACCGGGACUAAAUUGGCCUCCGCCAUGGCGUCCGGUUUGCAGCCGCUGGUGCGAGCCGUGGAAUCCGGCAAGCACCGCGUGGACGCGCACGCGGUGUCCGACACGUCAAGCCCGGAAACUGUGGAGAAAGAGAAAAAUCAGAAUAAAAACGACGACUCGUCGGACGACCCGUCCAAAAAGAAGAGACAGCGGCGUCAGAGGACUCACUUCACCAGCCAGCAGCUGCAGGAGUUAGAGGCCACCUUCCAGCGCAACCGAUACCCGGACAUGAGCACCCGCGAGGAAAUAGCCGUGUGGACCAACCUCACCGAGGCCAGGGUUCGGGUGUGGUUCAAGAACCGGCGCGCCAAGUGGAGGAAGCGGGAACGCAACCAGCAGGCAGAGUUGUGCAAGAACGGCUUCGGGCCCCAGUUCAACGGACUCAUGCAGCCCUACGACGACAUGUACCCGGGCUACACGUACAACAACUGGGCUGCCAAGGGCCUGACGUCCGCCUCGCUGUCCACCAAGAGUUUUCCCUUCUUCAACUCCAUGAACGUCAACCCGCUGUCGUCGCAGGCCAUGUUCUCGCCGCCCAACUCCAUCUCGUCCAUGACGUCGGGCAUGGUGCCGUCGGCGGUGGCGGGUUCCAGCCUUAACGGCCUCAACAACCUGAACAACCUCAGCGGGCCGUCGCUCAACUCGGCUGUGGCGGCGCCGGCCUGCCCCUACGCGCCGCCCACGCCACCCUACGUGUACCGGGACACUUGCAACUCGAGCCUGGCCAGCCUGAGACUCAAAGCCAAACAGCACUCGAGCUUCGGCUACGCUGGCGUGCAGAGCCCCGCCACGAACCUCAGCGCUUGCCAGUAUGCCGUGGACAGGCCGGUGUGAGACGCGCGCGCCCCAAUCUAAACACCCCAACCCCCACCCCGAGACGCACGCCCGCCCACGAAAGAGAGAAGGGGGGCACCACUUUGAAGCAUCGAUUUCCCCAAAUGGGAUGUACAGUAAUGCAAAAAUUGCAUUCGUGGUGGCCAUUUUUUUCAUCCACAGGAAAGAGACUACUAUUGUUAUUAUUGUAUUUUUUUUCCAAAAGGGCACUAAAAACUGAACCACUGAAAUAGUUUUUUUCUUUUGUUUUAUACCCCGAUUUGUUGUCUGAAAAGGUUGUAUAUAUAUCCAAACAUCUCUAAAGCUGGGGUUCAAUUUAUUAACGCAUGCGUGGUAGGGAAUAAACAAUAAGAAAAUCAGUUUUGCUUGCAAACAAAAGUUAAAAAGGGAAUGUAAAUACUAAAACGCACCGCAGUGGUGUGUUUCUAACAUAAUAUAAAAUUAUUAUUAAUGUCUGUGUGAAUAUCGAUUUUAGACUAGCAAUCCUCGAGGGAGAAGAAGAAAAAAAACGCAUUAAAAUGUUCCUGUAAACUAUUUGGUACGGAUCCCUCCUCCCAACGACAUCCCUCAGAAAUGUGUUUUAUUUAAUGGAAGUAAAUAUAUUGUUCAAAGCCACACUUGCUUGUUAUUGAAUCAUCUUUUGCUCUGUUUGCUGUGUAGUGCGACGCACUGUCCAUUCCACUUUGGAGCUUAUCUAUUAGAGAGUGCGUGGACAACAAUUGGGCUGCGCCAAUACACAUCGUGCAAGCGACAGAUUAAGAUGUUGAAUACAAGUCUGUCUGCCCCUGGAAUCAACAAAACAGGAGGUCGGGGGCACACAGCAGUGAUAAUCAGGUUUAGGGAGGCUGAAGUCUGCAAAAGAAGAAAAAUGCACACCUGUAUGCAAGUAUUGUCGACUAUAAAUUUAACUCACAAGUAUCCGAACAGGGAGGUUUCGGCGGGGAAUUUCUAGAUGAGUAGGCCGGGAGAGUGACUCUUUCAAUCGGGGACAAGCAGCUGCACGCCCCGAUCAAGAAAACUGCGUGGAAGAUGAGCUGCUGACUUUUUUUUUUUUUUUUUUUUUAGUAAUUGCAUUGGUUCAAUAAUACUUUCUAAAUAAAAUAAGCACACAUAAUCGACACGAA
Messenger RNA from Corythoichthys intestinalis (scribbled pipefish), 2252 nucleotides. It is a transcript of the gene pitx2, whose product is annotated as paired-like homeodomain 2. Gene Ontology annotation, cellular component: nucleus. NCBI's taxonomy places the organism in Eukaryota, Metazoa, Chordata, Actinopteri, Syngnathiformes, Syngnathidae. The record is from RefSeq and is a predicted model, not a curated record. The coding region runs from base 202 to 1128 and encodes 308 amino acids. Gene Ontology annotation, molecular function: RNA polymerase II cis-regulatory region sequence-specific DNA binding; DNA-binding transcription factor activity, RNA polymerase II-specific. The transcript is spliced from 3 exons. Gene Ontology annotation, biological process: regulation of transcription by RNA polymerase II; anatomical structure morphogenesis.